UUGUGUUUGAAAUUAAACCAACGAAUCAAAUAUUCUUCCCUCUUUCUGGGUUUCUCCCUUCUUCCUUUCUCCUCUUCAAAAACCUUCUUCCCUCUUCCUGGGUUUCUCCCUUCUUCCUUUCUCCUCUUCAAAAACCUUCUUCCCCUUUCUCUCUCCUUGCCUCCACGACGAACUUCGAGGGUUUAAUUUUAUGGAUCCUUCCGUCUCCAACGAUUCUCAGCACUGCAAUUUCUUCAAAUCUCUCUUUUCUAGAUUCACGCCUUGGUUUCGUUACCUCCAGUUUAGGUUUCCGGUUUAGAUUCUUUUACCGAUUUUAUUUUUCGGUUGAUUAUUUGACGCUCAUUCAGGUUGUAUUGUUGUAGAAAGCUGAGACAAUACCAGAGGCGCGUAUUUAUUUGAAAGAUUUUAACUCAGUUUGUGGAAGAUAAAGCAGCUUCUGAAUCGACCCUUGCUACUUGGUUUGAAGUUAUAUGAUUGCGAGCAAGGGCGAUUCAAAGAUGUCCCAGAGACGAGCAAAGACCUCCGGUUGGGCUGUUUUUGACCAUCAGCAAAAGCAGAAAGAUGGCCGUGAAGCUCGUCCUAGUAAUGAGGCAUUUCCUUCACUGCCUACUACACUUCAAUCUGAAAAAACAUUUACGAGAAACAAGCAUCGCCAAGCAAAAUCAUUCUCAUCGGUUAUACUGCCUUCAUUAGACUUUCGGGCUCCUUUACAAGAUAAUGUAAAAAGAAAGCCAUCUGAAAUUGGUAGUUCUGCAGGCCCUCAUAUUUUUCUGAGCAACAAAAAAGGUUUGGUUUCUAGACAGCUUAAAGAGCUAUUCGGCUGGGCUGAUGAUAGUUUGAUUGAGGAUAUAAUGGCUGCUGCUGGUGAUGACUUUGACAAGGCGUCAUCCUUUUUGAAAGCAAUGGUUUCUGAUCAGAGCUCACAGGACCACGAGAAUGUUGGGGUUGCAAAUUUUAAAUCCGAUAUCGUGGAACCAGUGAGCAAUGGAAACUUAAUACAUGAAAAGAAAGAUGCAUCCUUAAAAGAUAUUUCCAAAUUUGCCAAGACAUGGUCUGUUCUGAAGCCAUGUGUUAGCAAUAACAUUGAUAAUGUGACGAAUGAAUUUACUCUUUCUGCUGAAAAGCUGUUUGAUGAUAGUAUGGAAAUUAACGCAAUGCUGGGCCGUUGGACAUCUGUACCUGUUGAGCCUGAAUGGGAAGAGGAUGAUGUGUACUUAAGUUGCCGUAAAGAUGCAAUAAAGAUGAUCAGAUCUGCCACCCGUCAUUCCAAGGCAGCAACUAACUCUUUCUUAAGCGGUGAUCACACCUCCGCCCAACAGUUUUCUCUGAAAGCAGGGGAGGAAUGGAGAGCUGCACAAAGCCUAAAUGCAAAAGCUGCCUGUGAGAUUUUGAGUAUACGUAACGAGAAUAAUGGAAUGUGGAGGUUGGAUUUGCAUGGUCUUCAUGCGUCAGAAGCAGUCCAAGCAGUAAAGGAACGCCUAUAUAUGAUUGAGACCCAAGUGCUGUCCGAGGGUUUAAGGUCCUCCGAACUUCCGAACAAUCUCAGGACCAAGGCAGAAGCCUCCCGUGCUUCAUAUCUUGAUAAGUUAGACGAGAGGGCGUCCAGUAGGCUGAAGCCAAUAUGGUUGGAAAUCAUUACAGGCAUAGGGAAUCAUAGCCGUGGGGGAGCAGCACUUCCAACCGCGGUGAGGUCUUUCCUUGCUGACAACGGGUAUCGAUUUGAUGAAACAAGACCAGGCGCAAUUAUUGUUCGACCUAAGUUCCGUCUCGGUUGAAGGAUCUUCUAUCUAAUUAACAGCCUGCUGGAUUUUUUCACACUGUUCCCAGAUGACCAGGAGGCAGGAGCACCUACAUUCAUGUCAGCUGCUUGGAUUCAGUGACAUUUGUGUGUACUAAUGUACUUGUAUUUUAAAACAUGUUAUGCCUGAAAGUUUCAUUUUAGUUGGUAGAUAGGCUUAUUUGUUUGUAUUUCCUUGUGUGCUGUGAGAACAGUAAAUAAUGUUGAUGAUUUGAGAUUCCAUUUCAUUCUUCCUAUUUCAGUUAAACUUCUCUCUAUUUGUGUCA
This is a messenger RNA of Spinacia oleracea (spinach), 2064 nucleotides long. RefSeq lists its product as uncharacterized. Lineage: Eukaryota; Viridiplantae; Streptophyta; Magnoliopsida; Caryophyllales; Amaranthaceae. The transcript has 5 exons. The coding region runs from base 471 to 1775 and encodes 434 amino acids. The record is from RefSeq and is a predicted model, not a curated record.